Messenger RNA from Dendrobium catenatum, 3057 nucleotides. RefSeq names its product potassium transporter 6-like. Bases 459 to 2828 code for a protein of 789 amino acids. NCBI's taxonomy places the organism in Eukaryota, Viridiplantae, Streptophyta, Magnoliopsida, Asparagales, Orchidaceae. Gene Ontology annotation, molecular function: potassium ion transmembrane transporter activity. The record is from RefSeq and is a predicted model, not a curated record. Gene Ontology annotation, biological process: potassium ion transmembrane transport. Gene Ontology annotation, cellular component: membrane. The transcript is spliced from 10 exons.
UCGGUGCGGUGAAGGAGAUUAUAAGCAGAUCAACCUCUCUCCAUUUAUAAAUAUACAGUUAUCGAUCCAUCGCAAAAUCCACUCUUUCUCCCAUUCCUUUUUCUCCCACUUUCCCAACCCACUGGCUUCCACGAUUCCCAGCCACCUCAACAACCUCUAACCCCACUCUCCUUGUUCUUAUCUCUCGUCCGUUCUUGCUUUCGUGUCUGUUGUCUGUUUGCAGAACUUCCCAGCAACAGUGAAACUGUUUCUUCCUUCUCCUCACUGUAAUGGAAAUGAGUACCUUAUUGUAUUGUUCAAUGCAUCCUCUUUAACACUUAUCUACGACUCCCACUCGCAUCGCCUCUGCUUCGAAGAAACCUAUUUCGUUUUCAAUUUGCAUUUCCAUUUCGUCUAGCAUUCAGUUGUGAAUCGAAUGAAAAAGAACAUGGUUUACUUGGAAGUUUAAUUAACUAUUCAUGGAUCUCGAUGAAGGAACCUAUGGGAAUUCCAUCAAGAAGGAGUCAUGGAGGACGGUGCUCACGCUUGCGUACCAGAGUCUUGGCGUAGUCUACGGUGACCUAAGUAUCUCGCCGCUUUAUGUCUAUAAGAGCGCAUUCGCGGAAGAUAUCGAGCACUCGGAGACAAAUGAGGAGAUCUUUGGAGUUCUCUCCUUUGUGUUCUGGACGCUUACCCUCGUUCCUCUACUUAAAUACGUCUUCAUAGUCCUCCGAGCAGACGACAAUGGUGAGGGCGGAACUUUUGCUCUCUACUCUCUUCUCUGCCGCCAUGCUCGGGUUGGUUUACUACCGAAUGGGCAAAUCGCUGACGAGGAGCUCUCCGCUUAUAAAAAGACUGAUGGAAUAUGCCAUGACCAUUGCUCCCGUUCUGGAGAAGCCGGCGUCGGCGGUCGGUUCACGGCAGCGGCGAGGUUGAAGAUGUUGAUGGAGAAACAUCGGGUGCUGAGGCAGCUGCUGUUGGUUCUGGCGCUGAUUGGGACUUGCAUGGUUAUUGGUGAUGGCGUGCUCACUCCUUCACUUUCCGUUUUCUCAGCCGUCUCAGGGCUGGAGCUUUCAAUGUCCAAGGAGCAUCACAAAUAUCUCGAAGUUCCUAUUGCAUGUCUUAUAUUGAUCUGUUUGUUUGCGGUGCAACAUUACGGCACUCACCGAGUAGGAUUUUUGUUUGCGCCAAUUGUUAUAACAUGGCUCUUGUGUAUCAGCAUGAUUGGCAUCUAUAACAUUUUCUAUUGGAAUCCACAUGUAUAUCAUGCACUAUCUCCCUACUACAUGUACAAGUUCUUGAAGAAGACACAAAGACAAGGAUGGAUGUCCUUAGGAGGAAUUCUUUUAUGCAUCAUAGGCUCUGAGGCAAUGUUUGCAGAUUUGGGGCAUUUCUCUCAGUUAUCUAUAAAGAUUGCUUUUACAUCUGUGGUGUAUCCAGCACUGAUCCUGGCAUAUAUGGGCCAAGCUGCUUAUCUCUCACAGCACCAUAUUCUUGAAAGUGAUUAUCGAAUUGGAUUUUAUGUGUCGGUCCCUGAGAAAUUGAGGUGGCCUGUGCUGGCUAUAGCUAUACUUGCAGCUGUGGUAGGAAGCCAAGCUGUUAUUACUGCUACAUUUUCGAUCAUCAAGCAAUGUUCGGCUUUGGGAUGUUUCCCAAAAGUGAAGAUAGUGCACACAUCCUCUAACAUUCGUGGCCAAAUAUACAUUCCAGAUAUCAACUGGAUCUUAAUGUUGUUGUGUUUGGCCGUCACUAUUGGUUUCAGAGAUACAAAACAUUUAGGAAAUGCCUCAGGACUGGCAAUCAUAACUGUGAUGCUGGUCACCACCUGCCUGAUGUCUCUUGUAAUCAUUCUUUGCUGGUGUCGUGGCAUCUUCAUUGCCAUAUGCUUCUUCGUCUUCUUUGGCGCAAUUGAGGCUCUUUAUUUCACUUCCGCCCUCAUCAAGUUUCGGGAGGGAGCUUGGGUUCCCAUUGUCUUCUCCUUUAUCUUCAUGAUCAUUAUGUACGUGUGGCAUUAUGGCACUCUUGAGAAAUACGAAUUUGAUUUACAGAACAAGGUUUCGAUCAAUUGGCUCCUAAGCCUUGGCCCAAGCCUCGGAAUUGUUCGUGUUCGUGGCAUUGGACUUAUACAUUCUGAGCUUGUUUCUGGCAUCCCAGCCAUCUUCUCCCACUUUGUUACGAACCUCCCUGCAUUCCACCAGGUCCUUGUGUUCCUUUGCAUCAAGUCGGUGCCAGUUCCUCAUGUUCGUCCACAAGAGCGGUUUCUGGUCGGACGAAUUGGCCCGAGGGAGUAUCGGAUCUACCGUUGUGUUGUCCGGUAUGGAUAUCAUGACAUACCAAAAGAUGAUAUUGAAUUUGAGCAGGACCUUGUGUGCAGCAUUGCAGCCUUCAUCCAGUCAAAUGGUUCUGCUGAACCCAACAGGCCUUCAGACGAGUCUGCCAAGGAGAAUGAGAAGGUGACAAUGGUAAAUACCGGAAUCUAUCUUCACGAGAAGGUGGAGGAAAAUGGAGCUUAUAUGGAGUCUGGUGACCUGCCUGGUCCUUCUAAACCACAAGAAAUUCAGUCGCCGGUUAUAGUGGUGAAGAAGAAGGUAAGUUUUGUCUUGCCUAAGAGCCCAAAGAUGGACUCCACAGUGAGGGAGGAGCUGCGAGAUUUGAUGGAGGCAAGGGAGGCUGGUGUGGCUUUCAUCACAGGGAACUCAUAUAUGAGGGCAAAAAGUGGCUCAAGCUUUGUGAAGAAGUUGGCUAUUGCUUUAUAUGAUUUUCUAAGAAGGAAUUCUCGAGGGCCUUCUUAUGCUAUGAGUGUACCACACGCUACAAACCUUGAGGUUGGAAUGGUCUAUCUUGUAUGAUCUCUCAGGUAUAUCUAUCAAAUAUCUUUAAAAAGGGUUUUUUUCUUCUUUUUUUUCACUUGUGUAUGAUGUGGAUAGUAUUAAUUUUUGCUUUGUGGUCUAGAAAUUGUUGGAAAAAAGGUUGUUUUUGAUGUGCAUGGGAAGGAAGAUUUCAAUGUUUUAAGCCUCUAUAUUUCACUUGUGUAUGUAAUGGAUAGUAUCAUGUUCAAAGUUUUUAUAUGGUUGGGGA